AUGCCUUUCACCGCAAGGUUAGUCAGGCUUAUAGCCAAAGAGAGAGUGUCAAGCUUUUUGAUACAGUAUCUAACAAGUGUAGCUAGUGACCCUUGCAAGAUUAUUCUUGCCAUAAUCAUGCCUCCUCUCGGCGUUUUCGCAGAAAGCGGAUGUGGAACAGACCUUUGUUUCAAUAUAUUACUUACAUGCUUGGGAUUUUUACCUGGCAUCGUCCAUGCCUUGUACAUUAUUAAGAAAUACUGA
Molecule: messenger RNA, 243 nt
Organism: Truncatella angustata
Lineage: Eukaryota; Fungi; Ascomycota; Sordariomycetes; Amphisphaeriales; Sporocadaceae
Exons: 2
Coding region: 1-243 (80 amino acids)
Cellular component (GO): membrane
Source: RefSeq, a predicted model, not a curated record